Molecule: messenger RNA, 1092 nt
Organism: Megalobrama amblycephala (Wuchang bream)
Lineage: Eukaryota; Metazoa; Chordata; Actinopteri; Cypriniformes; Xenocyprididae
Product: PWWP domain-containing DNA repair factor 3B-like
Exons: 9
Coding region: 53-931 (292 amino acids)
Biological process (GO): proteolysis
Molecular function (GO): cysteine-type peptidase activity
Source: RefSeq, a predicted model, not a curated record
UUUAACUUGAUCCAAAUUUAGAAAAAAAAACAUUGUUCUAAACUGUGUGAAAAUGUUCAUGUCAUUGUCAACAGUUUCUUUUCAUUCCUUUAGGGCAAGGACAUAUACAUUGAGGACUUUUUUGUUGUCCCUGUAUGGAAAAGAACUCCUAACAACCCUGUUACUGGAUUACCGGCAAAUUGCUUACCAAGUUGAUCAUGGGACAUGGAAUGAAAAGACUGGAUAUGAUUUUCUGGCUUUGCCACGUCAGACAAGAGGGAAUGAUUGUGGUGUUUUUGUACUCAUGUACACCCUCUCAAUGGUGUGUGGCACUGGGUUUCAAUUCCAGGAGAUGGAUAUGCCUAUCAUCCGCCGAUGGUGGUGCCUUCUACUCAUGGAACGAUUUCAAAUUGAUGGCUAUGGCCGCAGAUUUGCUUUUUGGACUGAGGAAGCAAGAAGUGUAUUGGAGGGAAAGACUCUGCCCCUUUUUAGGGUGGAAAGAAGAACCACAUCCAAUGUUCCGGCACAUGUCCAAGCAGUUCAAGAUCGGGACAGGACUGAUAAAAGAUUAGUGGACUUCAUUCUCACAUCAAAAUCAGCAGAGCAGCAUUUGGUGGAUAUUCUGAGUGGGAAAAGGUCAAAGUGGUUUCCACUAAAACCCCAUUUUCAAGUGCCUGUCUACAUUGAAAAUGAGCAGUCCCAGACAAUCCUGUACAACUACAUGAAAGGAGUUCUUAAUAAAACCCAAACGCAGCUGACCUACAGUGAUGAGGUGGACUUCAUUUGUGGAUGUCUCCUCCCAGAGGCCAUUAUUCAUGCCCUUGGCGAGCUGCAGGGCCUGUCUUGGCAGGAGGCUGAAGAGACGUUCCUCCAGGGCCCCACUUAUCACUCAAGUGAAGUUGAGGAAUUUGACAGGAGAAUUGCUCGAGAAAUGAAAAAUCACCCCAUUUGAAUGUAAAGCAUUUAUUUUAUUUGAUGUUGUUUAAUAUGUAAUAUAUACAUUAUUAACCCAAUUAUUUUUUUCACAGUUUUUCUCUUCAUUGUUUACAGCAUGAUGUCUUGACGGACCACAUGAAAAAGAAUACAAAAAUAAAGUUUGGUGUGAGAAAAUGA